AUGCGCUGGACGACAUCUCUCCUCACGGCUGCGCCGCUCCUUACCUUGGGCGCGUGUCAUGCCGUCAUCCUUAAUGCCCAGGGCACCAAAGGCUCUCCAGCCAUCGACCCUGCCAUCGCUCGCAACUGCAUCACUAUCAACCCCUGCCAGCAGGAUACCACCAUCAUCCGCGAUGCAGAGAUCAAGGCCAACAUUGUGAAUCAGUGUGGCCGCACGGAGCUCAAGGGAAAUGUCGAUGUUGGGGAGAAUACAGAGAAUGCCUUGUCUGCAAACGCUGUGACUCAAGUCGAGCCCGGUGGUGAGGUCACCGUCACACUCCACCAGGUCAAUGCCGACGGUGCAGGGCCGUUUUUCUGUGAUAUCGACCAGACAAGCAAUACUGGCGUCGGUAUUCAGAAUCUGACCGUGGUCGACAACGUGCCGGGCACCAAUGGCUUGUCCCAGGCCAAGACGCAGGCAUUUGACAUCACGGUGAAGAUGCCCGAUGACUUGAAGUGCACUGGUGCUUCCACCGGAAAUGUCUGCACAGUCCGCUGCCGCAACAACGCAAUCGCCGGACCCUUUGGCGGCUGCUUUGCAGUGCAGCAGACCAACACGCAGGCCGCGUCGAACAGCCCCAACACCAUUAACACGGCGCAAAAAUUGACUGAUAUCCUGGACCAGGUGCAGAUCAACCAGGCCGACUUUGGCAAGUCGGUCGAAGCCAACAAGGUGGCCGGUUCCGAGGAAGGCCGACAGAACCUGGCGGCUGUCCAAGCGCUCUUGGGCGACGAGGUCAUUACGCGCACGUUUCCCCAGGAAACGCCGUCUGUUGUUCAGGGCGGCAAUCAGGUGACUGAGACUCCUAACAACAACAACAACAACAACAACAACAAUAACAACAACAACAACAAGAAUAACAAAAAUAACAAGAACAAUCAGAACAACCAGAACCAGAAUAACCAGAACAACCAGAACAACCAGAACAACCAGAACAACCAGAACAACCAGAACCAGAAAAACCAGAAUAGCCAGAGCAAGAAUGGUAAUGGUGGUGCUGGUGGUGUCAAUGGUGCUAAUACCGGCGGUGCCGGUGGUGUCAAUGGUGCUAAUACCGGCGGUGCCGGUGGUGACGCCGGUGCUAAUACCGGCGGCGGUGCCGGUGGUGCCGGUGGUGCCAGCGGCGGCGGUGCCGGUGGUGCCAGCGGCGGUCGUGGGGCCGGAGGUGCCGGAGGUGGCAGUGGCAGCAAAAAUAAUGGCAACGAUGGCAACGAUGGCAACGCUGGCAGAAAGAGGCGGGUGCUGGCAUAA
Molecule: messenger RNA, 1290 nt
Organism: Cordyceps militaris CM01
Lineage: Eukaryota; Fungi; Ascomycota; Sordariomycetes; Hypocreales; Cordycipitaceae
Exons: 4
Coding region: 1-1290 (429 amino acids)
Source: RefSeq, a predicted model, not a curated record